This is a messenger RNA of Engraulis encrasicolus (European anchovy), 7108 nucleotides long. RefSeq names its product zinc finger, MIZ-type containing 1a (gene zmiz1a). NCBI's taxonomy places the organism in Eukaryota, Metazoa, Chordata, Actinopteri, Clupeiformes, Engraulidae. Gene Ontology annotation, molecular function: SUMO ligase activity; zinc ion binding. Gene Ontology annotation, biological process: regulation of transcription by RNA polymerase II; protein sumoylation. Gene Ontology annotation, cellular component: chromatin. The coding region runs from base 248 to 3538 and encodes 1096 amino acids. The transcript has 24 exons. The record is from RefSeq and is a predicted model, not a curated record.
AGGAGGCUGGACACUGAGGAAGUGGCCAGAGGGAGCGUCCCUGGUGGCCUACAUGAAGGGAGGGAAGGGGGAGGGGGGGGCCGGUCAACUCAGCUCAGACCUUCCCCACUCACAGGCCGAUUUUAUGAUUGAUGAGGAUACGCAAGUGGAUUUGCCCAACACUAACGAAGGAAUUCCACCGCCGCGGCGUCCACUGUGAGAGGGACUUUGAUGGCUUCCCGGUAGAGCGCAAGAGGCUACAAUCAAGAUGAACUCAAUGGACAGGCAUAUCCAGCAGACCAACGACAGGCUGCUGUGCAUCAAACAGCACUUACAGAAUCCGGCGAACUUCCAGACGGCGGCGACGGAGCUGCUGGACUGGUGUGGAGACCCGCGGGCGUUCCAGAGGCCCUUCGAGCAGAGCCUGAUGGGAUGCCUCACGGUGGUGAGUCGUGUCGCUGCUCAGCAGGGGUUUGAUUUGGACCUGGGCUACCGGCUACUGGCAGUGUGUGCAGCCAACAGGGACAAGUUCACCCCCAAAUCAGCAGAAACCAACACCUGCAGGAGAUGUCAGAGUGACUCAGCUCUGUUGUCGUCGUGGUGCGAGGAGCUGGGUCGGCUGCUGCUGCUGCGGCACCAGAAGAGUCGGCAGAGCGAGGUGCCCCAGGGCAAGGUGCCCAUGCAGCCGCCCAUCAACCCCAUGAAGCCGGCCCUGUCGCACGGUGAUGGCUCCUUCCCCUAUGACUCUGUUCCCUGGCAACAAAACGCCAACCAAGCCCCUGGGUCCUUGUCUGUAGUGACGACGGUCUGGGGUGUGACCAAUACAUCUCAAAGUCAGGUAUUGGGCAACCCGAUGGCAAACGCUAACAACCCCAUGAACUCUGGGGGGAACGCCAUAGGCUCGGGCAUGGCGGCCAACAACCCGGGCAUGAACUCCCAGUUCCCCGGGCAGCAGCAGCAGUUUGCAGCCAAAGGGGGCUCCAACCAGGCCUACAUGCAGCAGGGCAUGUACGGCCGACCGGGACACCCGGGCGGAGGAGGCUUCAGUGGAAGUUACCCCAGCGGUCCCAACGCCCCUGGUGGCAUGGGCAUGGCUCCUCCCACCCAGCCUGCUGCUGCUGCCGCCGCCGCCGCUGUUGCUGCCGCCGCCGCCACGGCCACGGCCACGGCAACCGCCACCGUGGCCCUGCAGGAGACCCAGAACAAGGACAUCAACCAGUACGGCCAGAUGUGUCCGUCCUUCCAGAUGGGUCCCACGCAGGGCUACAACAGCCAGUUCAUGGGCCAGCAGGGCCCCCGAGGCCCCCAGUCUCUGCCGGGGGGCAUGAAUCCGGCCGCCAUCAACAACCCCAACAUGAGCGGUCCCCCCAUGGGCAUGAACCAGCCCAGAGGCCCCGGCAUGGCUCCCUUCGGAGCACACGGGCAGAGGAUGCCCCAGCCUGGCUACCCGGGCGGCCCUCGGGCACAGGGCAUGCCCAUGCAGGCCAUGAAGAGGCCCUACCCAGGGGAGCCUAACUACGGAGGUCAGCAGUUCGGCCCAAACGGACAGUUCCCCAAUCAGCAGGGCCAGUACCCCAACCCCAACGCCUCUCGGGCACUGCCCUCGCCCAACUACCCCGGCCAGAGGAUGCCCGGCCAGCAGGGAGGCGGUCAGUACCCGCCUGGCGGAGUGCCCAUGGGUGCCCAGUACUACAAGCAAGAGCCAUUCAACGGGCAGAACAACUCUUUCUCUGGAGGCGGAUACUCCUACAAUCAAGGCAAUGGGCCUCCCCGGCCUGUGGGUAACUACCCCCACUCUCCGGUCCCUGGGAACCCCACGCCCCCCAUGACUCCCAGCAGCACCAUCCCCCCUUACCUGUCUCCUGGCCAGGAUGUCAAGCCGCCAUUUCCCCCUGACAUGAAGCCAAAUGUGACGGUCUUGCCCCCGCACCCAGCCAACCCUAAUGAGGAGCUGCGGCUGACGUUCCCGGUGCGCGACGGCGUGGUGCUGGAGCCCUUCCGGCUGGAGCACAACCUGGCCGUCAGCAACCACGUCUUCCACCUCAGGCCCUCCGUCCACCAGACACUCAUGUGGAGGUCAGACCUGGAGUUGCAGUUCAAGUGCUACCACCACGAGGACCGGCAGAUGAACACCAACUGGCCGGCCUCCGUGCAGGUCAGCGUCAACGCCACGCCACUCACCAUCGAGAGGGGCGACAACAAGACGUCCCACAAGCCCCUGCACCUCAAGCACGUCUGCCAGCCCGGCAGGAACACCAUCCAGAUCACCGUCACCGCCUGCUGCUGUUCGCACCUGUUUGUGCUGCAGCUGGUGCAUCGGCCGUCAGUGCGCUCCGUCCUGCAGGGCCUCCUGAAGAAGAGGCUGCUGCCUGCAGAACACUGCAUCACCAAAAUCAAGCGUAACUUCAGCAGUGUAGCGGCCUCGUCUGGUAACGCCACCUUGAAUGGGGAGGACGGCGUGGAGCAGACGGCCAUUAAAGUCUCCCUCAAGUGUCCCAUCACCUUCAGACGCAUCCAGCUGCCAGCUCGGGGACAUGACUGUAAACACGUGCAGUGUUUUGACUUGGAGUCGUAUCUGCAGCUAAACUGUGAGAGGGGCACGUGGCGAUGUCCUGUCUGCAAUAAAACUGCGCUGCUGGAGGGCCUGGAGGUGGAUCAGUACAUGUGGGGAAUUCUCAAUGCCAUCCAAAACUCUGAGUUUGAGGAGGUGACCAUCGACCCCACCUGCAGCUGGCGGCCGGUGCCCAUCAAGUCGGAGCUGCACAUCAAGGAGGACCCCGACGGGCCCCUGGCCAAACGCUUCAAGACCAUGAGCCCCAGCCAGAUGACCAUGCCCAACGUCAUGGAGAUGAUCGCUCAGCUGGGGCCGGGGCCCUCGCCCUACUCCUCCCUCCCCCAGCAGCACCCAGCCAACAGCGGGGGAGACUACCCCAGCGGCCCUGGCAGAGGCAACAGUUACCAGGGCCACGGGCCAAACUUUGACUUCCCGCACGGCCACCCGUCCCCAGGAGGAGGAGGAGGUGGUGGAGGAGGAGGAGCACCCAUGACAGACUUCAUGCACGGCCCCCAGCUAUCACAUCCGCCCGAGGGCCCCAACAGCCUCAUGGGGCCCAACAAGCCCCUCAGCCACGGCAUGCCCGACUCGAUACCUCAUGCAGGCAGCACUGAGCCGUCCCCCCUCGCUUCCAUGCAGCAGCAGCAGCAGCAACAGCAGCAGCAGAGCUUACACGGGCCACCGCACCCAGCCAACCAAUCAGCACAGCCGUUGCACCACAGCGGCCCGCCCUCCUCUCAGCAGCAGCCGCCUUCGCGCCAGGGACCGCCCAAUCAGCAGCAGCCGCAGCCUCAGCAAACACAGCCCUCCAGCCUUAACAGCCAAUCGCAUGGCGGCGGCGGCGACCUGACCUUUCACCCCUCGGAAGGGUCGGACAUGCCCGAGCCCUCGUUGGAUCUGCUGCCUGAGCUGGCCAAUCCCGAUGAGUUACUGUCGUACCUGGACCCUCCUGACCUCCCCAGCAACAGCAACGAUGACUUGCUCUCACUCUUUGAAAACAACUGAGACAGUGUGCUCAAAAAGACAUAGGUGUGUGUGUGUGUGUGUGUGUGUGUGUGUGUGUGUGUGUGUGUGUGUGUGUGUGUGUGUGUGUGUGUGUGUGUGUGUGUGUGUGUGCGUGUGUGCGUGUGCGUGUGUUUGAACAUGCAUAGUGUAUAUGAGUGACUGCAGCAGUGUGAAUGACUGAAAUAUAUAAAAAGACAAAAAACUGUAAAGUACAAGAGCAUACACACCCAAUGUAACAUACACACAUGCACACACACAUGAACACACACACAGGACACACUCUGUUCUGCUCUGCACCUCAUCAUGUAAAUAUUCCUCCUUCUUACUUUUUUCUGAGCAUCUUUUUGACACAUAUGCCAGCCAUGUUGGUUGGCACUAAAGUGAUAUCUUUGAAAUACUAAUAUGGAAAAAAUGUGCAGCUAUAUUUAGUUCAUAUAUAUGUCACACAAAAAACUGUGUGUGUUCAGUAGGAAAGAGAAAAAAAAAACGUCUCGUAGCAUUUUUGAUCUUAUGUUCCUUUUGUGAGAAACAAAAAAGCAAAAACUGAAAGACAAACUGAAAGUUCAACUUUCUUAUUUUUCCUGUGUUGGCCCAAAACCUUUUUGGAAUGUUCUUCCGAGCUUUAACGCCACAGCUUCCCAAAUCCUGAAUGUUUGUGUCCAAGUCUGACAUCAGUGCAAAGUCAUUCAUCCGAGUCAUUUCUGGGGGAAAUUAUACACUAAGCACAACCACCCAACCAACCCAACCACCGCCACAUAGACAACAAUACGAGAUGGAACGGCAAGACCUGCAAAGACACUGAACAUGGGCACUUGGGCAGAUUCACAACAAAAGGGAAAAAUGACUGGCUACAGAAUCAGAUCCACCGCCCCUACGCGACUGAACGUCAAGGCCACACUCCUGCACUGGGUCAAGGCCGACUAACACAACCAGUCCAGAGCAGUCUAAUGACCCUCAGCUCUCCUCAACACCACCUCGCUGUCACCAUCAUCUGCUGUCCCCAUCCUCCUCCACACCGACAUAAUUACAAAACUGUGCUUUUUUUCUUCAACGUAAAUAUGUAUAUAGACCUACGUAUAUAUAUAUUUUUUGUGAAUCACGCCUCCAUCUCCCUCUUUUAUGAAUCAGUGAAUCAUCAACCCGAGUCAAAGACAGUCAUUGUAGUAUCUGUGUGUGCCGCACUUCUUCUUUAAGUCCGUGCUACCUACUUGAUGUUUGUCUGCAACUCUGGAUCAUCAUCACUGUGUUAUUGGCAUCACAUAGUGGCAAGUUAACGUGGCCAGUGUUAUGUGGCAAUGCAGUGUGUCAGUGGUGCUGAAUGGGGAAUUGUAGUGUAGGAUGGCCUGCAAAGCUGGGGUGCGUUUCUUGAAAGUGCGGUUGUGAACCAGUUAGAUACUUGGGUAGUUGCCAAUGGGAAAUUGCAUGGCAAACAACAAAGUAGCUAACGUGGUUAGCAACUAUGGUUUCGAGAAAUGCACCCCUGGACGACAGUUCGGCUCAGUUUGGAAGACGUAAUCAACUCUGGUCAUGCAAGUAGCAGUCACUUCUACCACUGUCUAUCUAAUGUGUUUUAAUACUGUUGAAUGAAUGGCAUACAGUAUGCCCCAAUCGUAUCCCUUUGUGUUUUUUUGUAAUCUCGAGUAUUUUUUACCCUUAUCUAGUCGAUCAGAAUUUUGCCCUGUUUACAUUUAUUUUGUAUUUUUCAAUUUCCAGCCUUGCAAUCAUUGAUAGUUUGUCUGAUUUGACGGUGAUAUUUUUUUUUAAAGAUCAUAGUGAUACCAAAGUUAGCCCACAGGUGAUUGAGCCAAUUCAUACACAACACAUGGUGACUAAUGUGUUUUUGAUUUCAUUUCAAUUUUCAUGUGACUUUUGUGCGCCCUCAAUCAAUUUUGGAAAUGGUUCUGAGUAAGGGUAGAUGCAUUUUUAAAGGGUAGUGAAUUGAGUGCAAUACAGUAGUUACAUGUCCAGUCUAUUUAUUGCAGUAGGCGUCUCAGGUGACUACUGCUGUUUUGUUCAUCAGAUGGUCUCAUUCCUAUGAAUUACGUGGACUGAUCAAGUCCUCCAAAAAUACUCCACAUAGUAAUUUGUGUGUUGCGAAUGUGUGCGUUCACUGUUCAGUGUGUGGAUGAGUGUAUAAACAUACACAUAUACACACACAUCAAGAUGCAUGAAAUUAUACUUUUCCUCUUUUUGUCCUUAGUCAAAGUGCAGUUUUGUAUGUGUUACCCCUGGCCAUUUAUCGUUUUUUUUUAUAGUUUGUAAUUACAAAUAACACUACUUCAGGUCAUGAAAGAUUUUCAGAUUUGUAAACCAGUGUAGCUAAUCAAUCAGUGAAAAGUAUUUGUAGCUAUUAUAAUAUAAAUACAGUUGCUGUAUUUUUUUUAAAUGAACUUAAUUGGUAUUCACAAAGGUCUGGUGUUUUGCUUAGUGCAUAAUGUUACAUUGUAAAUGCAACAUUGUAAUUCACAUUUUGCUAUUCAUGUGUCAUUGCAACCUCAGUGACUCAAGUCGAUUGCUAAUAUCACCAUUCUGCCCGACUAAGGCAAAAGUGCAGUAACUACGCUAACAUUGAAACUGAGAAAAAUGCCUUCAAAGUAUUGGAUUAGAUAUUGUAGUAACUGCAAAUGUAGUUUUCAGAGUGAGAAGUCCGCACACUUAGAAUCCUUUUUGUUGUAUUUUAUUUUUUCAUGUUAGGAUAUUUAAAGUUUCGACCUCAACAUUCUUCUUCAGAUACUCAAUACUUUUUGCAAAAGUAACUGCAAAUAUGACACAGCAAAAUCUCUAAAACAGAACACAUUUGGAACAUAAGGCUUUAUCACAAGGGGUAUAACGAGUUUGAUAAAAAUGUAUAGUUACUGCACUUUGUUGGUCGGUUUUGUAUCCCCCUGUUUUCAGCUAUUCCUGUCUUGAAAAAGAGGAUGAUGUCAAGUCAAGUCAGCUUUUAUUGAUAUGACGUGAUCUGGUUUACAUUGAAAUGGAAAUAUCUCAACCCUCUCAGCACUGUAGGUGUCAGUGAUGAUCAUCAAGUGAUUUCUCAUGUGCAGUCGGCAUGUACACAUGCAUAAUAUUAUGUCUAUUCAUGCAACAUUUUCGCUUGUUUUUUUUGUUUGUUUUUGUUACUAUUUCGUAUCAACAAUGCACUGCCACAUAUGUUUUUUUAUUCCCUCUUAAGUCACUCAUUCACAUGAUCUGACGUCAAGAAAAAAAACACCUCGUUCACUUUGUGGUUUUAGUGAUCUGAAUUCUUUUGGCCCUUCCACGUGCUGUAGCUGUUCUCAAGUCAUUGAGGAGGAGACAUUUGGACGAUAGGAUAACGAACGACCAGGGGUUAUCAUGUUGUUUAGUGACAAAUCUGGUUUAAUAUCACUGUAAACCAAAUAGAAAAUGGGAUUUGGAGCAUGAAGUACAGUGGAGUAUUCCAAGACGGUUCAGUAGUCAGCCAGGUUACCUGGAGGUAUUGGUGAAGCAGCUAGUACAACAGUCUGUGGGUCCUCAUUUACGCCUGCAGACCAGCUAUUUGCAGCUUCACCUCUUUCUGAGGCCUAUACUAAGAAGCUGGUUUAGGAGUAC